Messenger RNA from Aureobasidium musti, 7950 nucleotides. The record is from the annotation of a GenBank genome assembly. NCBI's taxonomy places the organism in Eukaryota, Fungi, Ascomycota, Dothideomycetes, Dothideales, Saccotheciaceae.
AUGGCAGACGCCGAAAUCAAUGGAGAGCAAACGCUGGACGCAGGUCGUCUGCGCCAGGUUGCCCUCUCCAGCUCCACCAAGAGGCGCUCUGCGGAGCUGCUCUCUUUGCACGACAAGAUUGUGAGCNNAAAGGCUGUGGAAUUGUGCCUCGUUGCCAUCUUCUCUACCCCCGAAACCGACGCCCACGUGUCUAGCUUCAUCGCUGCUGUCGAGAACGAAACCAAGAAGCCUAGUCUGGCUCCUGCCAACGCAUUUGUCUUGAUCCGCUGGUGUGCUCUGUUCCUCCAACAAUUCGCUCUUCAAAAGUCUCUCUGGGAUACCUGGGGUCUCAAGAUUGUUCAGGCUCUGGUCCGCGCUACAAACACCUUCGAGACUUCCAACCCUCGUCACAGUACCCACCAGACCGUCCUCCGCGUUACCCGCCGUGGCUUCAGAAAGCUUUUCAGUUGUGAUUUUGGAGAGGAUGCCUUGAACCAGUCGAUUACUGCCCUCACCACGAAGGCUGCUGCGCCUGCCCCUCAAAAUGCUCUGGUUCUUGGAGUGAUCGCUGGAGUCAGUGCCCGUCUGCCCAAGCGCAGUGCCUCAUUUGAGGCUAGAAAGUCUGAUUACAAUGCUUUCUUCCUUCGUGAAUUCAUCGGAUCCCGAACUGUUCUCCCUCAGUUCAUCGCAAACUCUUUGGUUGAUUAUUUCAACUCUUUCAUCAAUCUGGAGGAUUUGAAGAAGGAAAUCAUACCCGCCAUCGAAAAGGCACUUUUGAGAGCCCCUGAGAUUGUCUUGAAUGAUCUUGUUACCCCCAUGAUUGAGGCCCUACCCAAGGAUCUCGACCUUUCCGAAAUUCUUGCAAACAACCUUCUGAAGCCUCUUGUCUCAAGUGCAAAGUCCAGCAACGCUACUAUCCGCGCAGGUGCUCUGAGAACUUUCGCUGCAACUGCUCGCCGCUCGCAAGACGACAAGCUUAUCGAGAAAGUGUUGGGUGAGAUUCUAACUCCUCUGAAAACUGGAAAGGUACCUUCGGCCGACCAGAAGAUCAUCUUCGCACAAAUGCUCGCGGCGUUGAACAGCUCAGAAGCUCUGGCUGCCUCGAUACCCCAGGGUCUUGCGCCAGUUGCAGCAAAGGAACCUAAUGAGGCAGCUGCAAGUGCCGAGAUCGCUGCAGUUUCUAAGCAUUUGAAAUUCGGCCUUGAAAAGGGCGUAGCUGUAAAUGCUGCAACCAUUGAUGCUUAUACAAAAGGUGUUGCUGAGAAGCGACUUCCUUUCCGCAAGUUGUGGACUCUAAGUAUCGCCGAGAUUGUUUGGUCGCUUGAGGGUGAUGUUUCAAAACAGCCUGAAGUCGCAACUAUAAUCGAUGCAGUGAUUGGCAAGAUGAUCGAUUCCUUCAACGAGGUAGUUGCUAACCCCAUCUCUGCUACUCAAAAUGGACAAGUCACUCUUGCUUGUGCUGUCACUGCUUUGUCGUUAGCAAAGGUUCCCCAGCUUGCAGAGUUGAAGAAUGCAUCCGUUGUGAAGAAAGCCUCGCUCCUGGAUCGCGCCAUCGCCCUCGAACCCAAACCUUCUUUCCUCCUAAAUACCCGCGUCUAUACUAAACUUACUUCUCAUGAAGACUUGGUCUGGUUGACAAGAGCACUUGCCGCAACUAGCUCUGGUAUCGCUUCUUCGAGCCCUGCAAUCCAGGAUGCCUGGGCCCAGACAUUCAUCUACCUCAUUGUGGCCUCUGGCCUACCAGCCACUGCCCGUUCCGAGACAAUCACUUCAUUAAGAUCUGCUUAUUUGGCUCAGCCUGAGGCAGUCGGAAAGACCAUCACUCAGGCCCUAGCUCACUGGUCUGCGGACGUUGAGCUGGAAAGCAAGGAAAGUGCCGCUCUACUUGCAAAGACCGGCAGACACGAACUUCACAAAAUCAUUCGAUGCAUCUGCUUGACCAAGGAAGAAACCGCUGCUGGACAAGCCACGAUUGAGCAGAGUGUUUUGGAUAAUCAAUUGAUCGACUUGCUCGUCUUGUGUCGACCGGAAUUGAUGCCUAGAUCCUCAUGGAUCGAGGCAUGUCUCAGGACAGGCACCGAUCCUGGCGAGCUUGUCAAGAGAAACACUUCAAAGUGUAUGGACCAGAUCGUUCGUGUGUCCGAAGACAAAUUGCUUUCUACGAUUCCUGCAUUCCAACUUGCUGCCUUCCAAGCGACCGCGGACUUGGUGUUCGUGGCUCCUGAGGAAUUGACACCUGUUGUCUUAAACCAGAUCUGUGAUGACUUGGAUCCUAAACUGCUCCAGGACGUUGGUCCCACUGAGGCUGCCAUCUUCCGCACACCUGAAGGUACCGCCUUCAUCGAUGUGCUCGCAAAACAGACACAAGCACAAGCCCCCAGCAAGAACAGCAAGGACUACGAUACGUACAAAUGGGAGCAAGAACUCAGAGAUCAACUCGCCCAGAAGAAGGGUACCACGAAGAAGUUGACUGCUGACGAGCAAGCCAAGGUGAAUGCUCAGCUUGCAAAGGAAGCCGAGAUUCGUGGCAAUGUCACAACAGUAGUAGCCAAAUUGAGAAGAGGUAUUGGCAUGGUUACUGGUCUUGUUACUGGACCACCGACAGAAGCCGCUGACUGGUUCACUGUAACCACAGCGCGCUUGUUUGAGGUUAUCAAUGCCGGAGCAGGUCUCAUCCUCGGUGACGCUGCUGUCCUUGCUUACCUCGAGUGUGCGCAGAAGACUUCUUCUCGUUUGGGUCCUAUGCGCUCAUUUGUAGGUGUUGCAGCAUUGAGAGCUGCUGGCCUGACCACUCUACCAGUAGCCAUGCAGGAAGAACCCCUCGGUGACUUGAUCACUCGUGUACUCUACCGCCUGCGAUUCUUGGGUGAACAAAGACCUCUUGACGCUGUCACCUUGAGUUACUGCCUUCCCCUCGCUUUCUUGGUCCUAGAACAGGGCGGUGUAGGCAAGUCUGAGGAAGAGGAGGCUCAGGAACAAAUCAUUCUUGCCGCUGAAUUCCUUAGUUUCCACGCUGAGACCUGUGGCGAACCGCGCUUGGCUCGCAAGGAAGUUUUGUCCGUCUUGGUUGCCUCGCUCCAAGCUUACCAACAGCACUUCCGUCUGUUCAAGGACUGCUUCUCUGAUAUCUGCAGAAGUGUUGCACCAAACGCUACCGAAGCCGAAACCGAUGUGGUAGUCAAGGCCACCAUUGUGCCCGAAGCAUCUGUGCGCGAAGUAGCUUUGCAGGUCAUCAGCGCUGAAUUUGAGCUCUCCGGCAAAGACUUCUAUGAUGAGAUUUUCCUCGCUACACACGAUGAUGUUGAGGAAAACGUCGAACUGGCACACGAGAUCUGGGUUGAGAACGAGCUCAAGACAUCUCCGGAAUCAGCCGACACUAUUAUCAAGUACCUGACUUCGCAUGAUAUCCAGCUUCGUCGUGCUGCUGCACGUUCGUUGGCAGCACUCGUGCAGGAGCACUCAAAUAUCUCAGACAGCGUCAUCUCUCGCCUGCAAGAUACAUACAAGGAAGAUGCCAAGCCGAGAGCACCCCAGCGCGACAAGUAUGGCAUGCCCAUUAAGAUGGACUUGUCUGAUCCUUGGCAAUCAAGACAGGGUAUCGCCCUUGCUUUCAACCAACUUACCUCAACCUAUAACAGUGAACAACUUGUGCCCCUGAUGCAAUUCAUGGUCGCAGAUGGUCCUUUGGGAGACAAGAGCGUGAAUGUUCGCGAUUCCAUGCUUGAUGCCGCAACUGCCAUUAUCGCCGCCAAGGGCAAUCUGCAGGUCGAAACUCUGAUGGAGUUGUUCGAGACUACACUUGAAGGAGGCUCCGGAUCAUCGACUCAGGAUGCAGUCAACGAGGCCGUUGUUAUCUUGUACGGUGCCCUUGCUCGUCACUUGAAGGCUGGUGACAGCAGAGUACCUAAGGUUGUCCAACGUCUCCUAACAACACUCAACACCCCAUCCGAAUCUGUUCAAUAUGCCGUCGCCCAGUGCCUGCCUCCCUUGGUCCAGGCCUCGAGCAAAGAGGCUGGGCAAUAUGUCCAGCAGAUGAUGGAUACCAUGCUUACGUCCAAGAAGUACGCUGCCAAGAGAGGUGCAGCUUAUGGUCUGGCUGGUAUCGUCAAGGGUAGAGGCGUUUCUGCUCUUCGCGAAUUCCGUAUCAUGUCGAACUUGGUCAGCGCUACGGAAGAGAAGAAGGAUCCCUACAAGCGCCAAGGUGCUUUCCUCGCCUACGAACUCAUGUCCCUCAUUCUGGGCCGUGUCUUCGAGCCAUACGUCAUUCAAAUUGUGCCUCAGCUCUUGUCUGGCUUUGGUGAUGCCACCACUGAUGUCCGUGAAGCAUGUCUAGAUGCUGCCAAGACAUGUUUCGCUAGUUUGAGUUCUUACGGUGUCAAGCAAGUUCUUCCUACUCUGCUCGAGGGUCUUGAUGAGCAGCAAUGGAGAAGUAAGAAGGGUGCCUGCGACUCCCUUGGUGCCAUGGCGUACCUGGAUCCAGAGCAAUUGGCUGUCAGCUUGCCUGAAAUCAUUCCCCCGUUGACCGAGGUUUUGAACGACAGUCACAAGGAAGUCAGAGCAUCUGCCAACCGCAGUCUGCAACGCUUCGGUGAUGUUAUUAGCAACCCUGAGAUCAAGAGUCAGGUCGACAUCAUCCUGAAGGCUUUGAGUGACCCUACCAAGUACACCGACGACGCUUUGGAUGCUCUGAUCAAGGUCAACUUUAUUCAUUAUCUCGAUGCUCCAUCACUGGCGCUGGUUGUUCGCGUCCUGGAGCGUGGUCUAGGCGAUCGCUCUGCAACAAAGAGAAAGGCUUCCCAAAUCAUUGGUAGUCUGGCUCAUCUUACUGAACGCAAGGAUCUCAUUACCCAUCUGCCUAUCUUGGUUGCUGGUCUCAGAGUCGCUAUCGUCGAUCCUGUUCCUACAACUCGUGCUACUGCUUCAAAGGCUCUUGGUUCAACUGUCGAGAAGCUUGGUGAGGAUGCUAUGCCGGAUCUUAUCCCCAGUCUUAUGGCUACCCUCAAGUCAGAUACUGGUGCUGGUGACAGACUUGGUUCUGCUCAGGCUCUCAGUGAGGUCCUUGCCGGUCUUGGUACCAGUCGUCUUGAAGAGACUCUGCCAACUAUCCUGCAGAACAUUUCAAGCUCCAAGCCCGCAGUCCGCGAAGGUUUCAUGUCUCUAUUCAUUUACCUGCCUGCAUGUUUCGGUAACAGCUUCUCCAACUACCUGUCCAAGAUCAUUCCUCCGAUCUUGUCUGGCCUUGCUGACGAUGUUGACACCAUUCGCGAGACUGCUCUGCGUGCCGGUAGACUGUUGGUCAAGAACUUCGCCACUCGCGCCAUUGACUUGCUGCUUCCAGAACUCGAACGUGGUCUGGCGGAUGACAGCUACCGUAUCCGUCUCAGUUCCGUCGAGCUGGUCGGUGAUCUCCUCUUCAACCUCUCUGGUAUUAGUGGAUCCGCAGAGCAAGAAGAGGCCGAGGAAGGUGCCAAUGAAGCAGGUCAAUCCCUCCUCGAGGUUCUUGGAGAGGAGAAGCGCAACAAGGUUCUGUCUGCAUUGUACAUCUGCCGCUGCGAUACUUCUGGCCUUGUGCGUACCGCAUCCAUCAACGUCUGGAAAGCACUUGUCGCCUCGCCUCGUACUCUUCGCGAGCUUAUCCCUACGCUCACCCAACUCCUUAUUCACCGCCUUGCAAGUCCCAAUAUGGAACAGAAAGAAAUUGCCGGAAAUGCUCUGGGAGAACUUAUCAGAAAGGCUGGAGAAGGUGUUCUAUCGACUUUGCUCCCCACUCUCGAGGAAGGUCUUCAGACCACCGACGUGGAUGCCAAGCAGGGUGUCUGUAUCGCUCUGCGCGAAUUGAUCGCAUCUGCCUCCGCCGACGCACUCGAGGAUCACGAGAAGACUCUUGUUUCCGUCGUGCGUAUUGCAUUGGUCGACAGCGACGAAGACGUCAGAGAAGCAGCCGCAGAGGCGUUCGACUCCCUUCAAAAGGUUCUCGGCAAACGCGCCAUCGAUCAGGUCCUACCAUACUUGCUCAACCUGCUCAGAUCCGACGAAGAUGCAGACAAUGCUCUUUCGGCUCUGCUUACAUUACUUACCGAGCAGACCAGAUCCAAUGCCAUCUUGCCAAACCUUCUACCUACCCUCCUUACUCCUCCCAUCACUGCGUUCAACGCNAAGGCUCUGGCUUCGCUUGCUCAAGUUGCAAGCUCUGCUAUGACGAGAAGAUUGCCAAACAUUCUCAACGCACUUAUGGACAGCAUGCUCGCAACAAAGGACGACGAGCUGCGUACCGACCUCGAGAACUCCUUCGAUGCCGUGCUCUUGUCCAUCGACGAGUUCGAUGGCCUUAACACUGCCAUGAGUGCCAUGCUUGCUCUGACCAAGCAUGAAGACCACCGUAGAAGAGCCCGUGCAGACUUGCAUCUCGCCACGUUCUUUAAGACAAGCGAUCUCGAUAUAUCGCGCUACUACCCUGACCUUAUCCGUACGUUGCUCAUCAGCUUCGACGACAGUGAUGCGGAGGUUGUCAAGGCAGCAUGGAUCGCUUUGUCAGCGCUCACUGGACGCCUACGCAAGGAGGAGAUGGAGUCCUUGGUCUUCUCUACCAGACAGACACUCAACCAAGUCGGUGUUGCAGGCCACAAUCUGCCUGGUUUCUCGCUGCCAAAGGGUAUCAACGCUAUCCUGCCUAUCUUCCUGCAGGGUUUGAUGAACGGCUCUGCCGAGCAGCGUACAGCAUCUGCAUUGGCAAUCUCGGACAUUAUCGACCGUACUAGUGCCGACGCUCUCAAGCCUUUCGUCACUCAGAUCACCGGUCCUCUGAUUCGUGUUGUGUCUGAACGUUCGGUCGAGGUCAAGGCUGCCAUCUUGUUUACCCUCAACAACCUUCUCGAGAAGAUUCCCGCUUUCCUCAAGCCCUUCUUGCCCCAGCUGCAACGCACCUUCGCCAAGUCGCUUGCCGAUACCUCAAGUGAGAUUCUUCGUAUCAGAGCCGCAAAGGCCCUUGGUACGUUGAUCACCCUCACUCCUCGUAUCGAUCCUCUCAUUGCUGAGUUGAUCACUGGCUCGAAGACUGCAGACGUUGGUGUCAGAAAUGCCAUGCUGAAGGCAUUGUACGACGUGGUUGUCAAGUGCGGAUCUAGCAUGAACGAGGCUUCACGAACUGGUAUCUUGAGUCUGAUUGACGCCGACACUGGUGACUCUGACGAAGCAUCUGCCAUCACCAACGCACGUUUGUUGGGUGCUUUGAUCAAGGUUCUUCCCGAGGAUGUUGCUGGAGGGCUUGUCAAGGCUCGUGUCCUUACCCCUGACCACACCUAUCCCUCUGUUCUUGCCCUCAACUCCAUCUUGGCCGAGGCUCCUGAAUCGUUGACCGGACCCUUCGCGGAUGCUUUGCCCUCUACGAUAUGCCAAGGCAUUGGCAGCAGCCAACCUGCAGUUGCAGACAAUUGCGUCCUUGCAGCCGGCAAGUACUUGCUCACACCUACAUCCGACAAGUCAUUCGAGGUCGUCAAACAGAUCAUGGAAGCUCUUGCCGCAGCAAUCGCACCCGGCAAACCCGUUGACACACGCCGCCUGGCACUAGUCGUGCUGCGCACCGUCUCGCGCGAGCAAAACGACCUCGUGCGCCCACACCUCGCUCUCCUCACCCCCGCCGUCUUCGGCAGCGUCCGCGAUAUGGUCAUCCCCGUCAAAUUGGCCGCCGAAGCCGCCUUCUUGGCCAUGUUCAGCGUGGUCGAAGAAGAAGACGCCGUCUUUGCCAAGUACAUGGCUGGCCCUGGCGCAGAGCUUGCACCCGGCCCCAAGAGAAGUCUGCAGGAUUACUUUAAGCGUAUUGCGACUAGAUUGGGAGCACAAGCUAGAGAACGCAGGGAAGCGGAGGGUGGACAAGGUGGAUUGGGCUUGUCGAGUGAUGAGCAGGAGGAUAUGAAGGAGGUGUGGAGUGUUGGUAAGGUGGAUGUUGAAAGUGGCGCUUUCAAGGAUGAGUAA